AUGCCUCCGGACAUGUCAGCCCGGGCGGAGGGAGGGCUUCCGGUGUCCAGUUCGCAAAGUGAACCAAAGCGGCGAGAGGCAGAGGCAACAGAGAGGCGGCUGAAGGGGACCCGCAGGAGAUCCAGGUAGAAUAGAAGGUGCGCUGCAGUGAAAAACAAAUAUUGGGAACUGGACUGCGGCGGAAUGAACGAGAGAGGCCCUGGAAAACAACUACACGGGUUGGAAGCAGCGGUCCACCUAUGCGGGAAAUGAUGGUUAAUUACCAGGUACCGGAUGGGCUGGUGGGUUUGUUGCUGCCAUCCUUGUGUGGCCCUCUCUGUGCCACUCCUCCAGGGUUUCGGUCUUUGGGCGGGGCGCCCCUUGAGCCGGUACUCCCGUUAUUUGUAGCCUCUAAUAUUGCUAAAUAGAACUACGACAUUUUAUGAUUCCAUUAUUUGUAUUCAGGCCUAGGUUGUGGGGUGUCGGCCACAACAUAGGCCCAUGUGAAACUAGACCAUUAUUGGAAUAUACACUUUCCUCAUAUUAUGGCCUAGAAGGGGGGUUUAGAGACAUCUAUUCCCCCCGCCCUCCUGAGUAAUUGUAUCCAGUGUGUCAUACCAACCAAAGGGCGGUGGACACUAUCUAUUGACUCAUUGGCUGUGUGCUGUUCUGUCCAGGGCAUACUAUCAGGCAGCUGGAGAAUGAGCUGACAAUGCUAACUGAGAAUGUCGGGCUACUGCAGAGAGUACCAGGACCUGCGAAUGUCAAAAUGGCUUUAGAUGUGGGGAGAUUCAUCUUUAAGGUUGAGAGACAUCAACCCAUCUCUCCCAUAGAUAAUUAUUCUGGACUGAGGAAAACACCCCGGAAAAAAAUACCAUAUAUGUUAGAGUGUGUUCCCUGGAUCUUUUUCUUUGAGAUAACCAAGGGUGUGCACGUUUAUCUAGCCAGCACUAAACACAUCUGAUUUAAACUAGUGCUGGGGUAGGCAAAACUGUGCAAAGUGUCAUGUGAAGUGAGGGAAUUAUACAAAACACAGUAAAUAGUAACAAUGAAGAAAGACCAAUCAAAAUUAAACAGUGGACAUUUUAUUGAAAUAGUUCCGCUUGACCUACAAUGGGGGGGGUGGAGGGCAUUGUUCUUCCCUCCUUUCCUUUUCCCCCCUUUCCCCCCUUUCGUUCCGGUGUCCCCCACCCUUGAUGUCCAUAUUUAAACGAUCAAAUGACCACCAGACCAUAUCACAACACAGAAUGACACUUUAACCUCAUAAUUGGAUAAUCAGAGCACGAUGCACACUACACAGUUGCGCGGGGUUAGCGUUCGCGCCAAGACCCGCAUGAUCUCGGCGAGCUCACAUGAGAUGUGCACCGCCCCUGGUGGUGAUCAGGUCUGGUAUUUACGAUGGGGGCUAACACAUUGGGACAUAUCCAUAUGUAAGUCUGACGGGGUCAUGAACAGGUAUUGCUCUGUCUCCCUAUAGGAACAUAACUCCUGGAGGGUGAGGAGUCCAGUCUGUACACAAUCUCUGACACCCACAUUCUCAAUGCCCUGCCAUCUACAACCAGCCCCCCGUUAACAUGCCUGCCUGGCCCAGGCAGGGAGGGUCCCAUCAGCAGAUUGUGCCCAGUACAAGGUUUAGAGGAUUUUUAUCAUAAACUGAGACCACAAGAGAGGUGGACGAUGUCAGAGAUCGAGGGGAGACAGGCUCCGAGGAGAACAGGAUACGAGGAGACGGCGGGGGACAGGGACGAGUGAGCUUGCGACGAAGCAGGGAGAAGAGAGAGGUGAUGAUUAAAGCUGAUAGGAGGAGUGUGGAAGAGGAGGAUGAAGAGAAAGAGAAAGAUGAAAGUUGAGGAGUUUUGAGUUAGUAAGUGGACGUAUUGAUGUGGCACGCCCCAGAGGAACCACCCGCGGCCCCCCCCGUGGAAAAGAGGAAGAUCUCUAAGAGGACAGCAGAUGGAAACAUUCGAGCGAGCCCUUUGUUUUUGCGGUAGCGAUGAAUGGAGAUGGGAGCGUUAACCCUGCGGAGGGAGAAGAGGAGAGGAAGGCAAGCUGACGACCAGAGAGGGAGAAAAAGGGGGGAGGAGCCAGAUGAAAGUAAAAAGGACAGUAGGAACAUUGAAGAGGUGAAAAGCCAAACGUCACCAAAGGCCCUGAGCUAGUCAAAUCAGCGGAGGCCACCCUUAGAGGGAGGGAGGCCGGGAUGAGAAUGAAAAGAUCUGGGUACACAGACCGGAGGGGGUAGACACCACGAAAAAGUGAGAAAUUAGAAAAAGAUGAAGCACAACAAAACCUGCACGACGACCGCCAAACCAGACCGGUUCCCCCAUGAACGGUGAACGAGCUGCCAACAGAAACAAACAGGAAGUUUCCAAUAAAGGGUGAACCACAGUCCCGCAUAUGGAGGACAUCUCCACCCAGAGUAUUGUCCAGAAAAACCCCCGGUGUUCAGAGGAGAGAAACCAAAAGGAAUUAAUUUAAAGAUUGAAAAAGAGAGGAUCCGCCCCCCCCGGAUAGAUUAGUUGAAGCCCGGAGAAGUCCCCGGUUACCUCCAUCGAGGAGCAAGCAGCAGGAUAGCCCCAAAGAAAAGUCAUCACGAGAGGAAAAGGAGGUAGAUAUGACAGGUAGCAGAGGUGCCGCCCCUUCCCCAACCGACUGGGGCACGAAAACGUGAUGCCCGGACGAAAACGUGGAACAGAAGGAGCACAGAGAGUCAGACACCCAUUCUGCCUCAAGACCCGGUUAGAGUGGAGCUGCGUGGUGAGCACACACAAGAAGCCCAGCAGUGCACAGUGGUGUGAGAACGCCAGAAGAGGGAUCUCCCUUUUGUGAGACGCACUAGAGGAAGGCAUGGAAUCCCCUGAUAUCGUAUGCGAGCUGGGAAGAGCAGUUUCAACAGACGCCCGGCAGUGGCGAUUUGGUGAAAGUCACCAGAUGAUUCUGGGUGUAAAACCCAACGACACCGGAUGACCACCAACAGUAGAAGUGAAAAACAUUACAGGACGAGGAUUCCCAGCACAAACAAGUGAACGGGUAAGGAAGAGCCGUUGUGUGCCCCAAAGAAAUCCUGAAAAGGAGGUGGGUGCAAAGACGCCAAACGUGGGCAACAAGGAGAAUAGUGUUGAAGAAACAGGUGAGCUGAAUGAAUUCGCAUGCAGGUGAAAAGUUCACAAAAAGAUGUCUAAACAGGCUGAGGAAAAAGUCGGAAAAAAAUCUAGUACCUCCCCUAUCCUAAACCAGACCAAAAACCGGUUCACGAGUCAAAGAGAAGAAACAUCCCACUAAAACCAGAACUCCACUUCUUUCACUUACCUUAAAAUUAAUGGAUAACAUCCCCAAAAACAUCGCACCCCCUCCCAUCCGUUCACCCGCCUAAAGAGAAACAUCCAUCUCCCCUAAACCAGACCCCCACUGUCACCCCCAGUAAAGCAGAAAGGAAGAAAUCUACAUCCCCCCCUUGUAAAUCCUGACCCCACUCUCCCCGCUUCGCCUAAAGAGGAGAUUCCCAUAAAACCUAGACCCACCCACUAUCACACCGAAAGAAUUUUACAAACAUUUCCCAUAAACACAGGACCUCUCCCCCCACCCCCGCAAUACUGUCCCACACCACUAAAAGAACAAAUAUCCUCUAAACACAGACCCAAAUGUCACCCCGAAAGACGGAAACAUCCACUAAUACCUGACCUCCACUGUCACCCCUAAAGGGAGAUCCCGCAUAACCAGACCCCCACUAUCACCCCUCUGUAAAGAAAAACAUCCGUAGAACCAGGACCCUUACGUCGAGCCCUAAAGAGAAAAAAUUCCUCUAAACCAGACCGCCAAAUGUUCACCCCCUAGAAGGAGCGAAACAUCCCCUCAGAAAGAGCCAGAGCCCACUGUCAAUCCUCUAAAGAUGAAAAAAUUAUCCUUCUAACCAACCCUCACUGUUGCCUCCUAAAGAUGAAAUAUCUUCUAUAACAGACCCCACUGUCACCCCCACUGAAGACGAAAAACUCCUCCCCGAAAACUAGGACCACCACUGUGAACCCCAAAGCAGACAACAAAACAGUCCAUCUAACCAGACCCCCCUAACUGUCACCCCUAAAGAGGAAGGCGUAAUGCCCAAAACCCAGGACCCCGCCCAUGUCCCGCCUAUAACGAAGAAAUAUCCUUAUACAAGGAGACCCCACUUGUAACACGGUCCUAAAGCCAGGAGACCGCCCGCUCCUAGAAACCAGAAGCCCCCCUACUGUCACCCCUAAAAGUGAGACAUCCCCCAUAAAACAGACGCGCACCGGUCACGCCCUAAAGGAAAAAAUGAUCCUCUAUCAACGCAGACCCCAAUGUCACCCUAAAGAGGAAGAGCAUACCAUAGAACCGAUGGGACCGCCACCCCUGUCACCCUAAAGAAGAAGAAGAACAUCCCCCUAAAGCCUUUGGACCCCCCGACUGUUCACCCCUAAAGAGGAUGAUUCUCGACCAAAUAAACCACGGACCACACUAGUCACCCCCCCUAACAGAACAAAACAUCCCCGUAAACCAGCGGACCCCACUGUACCCCUAAAGAGGACGACUUCCCCUAAAACCAGACCCCCCUGGCACCCCUAGAAGAACAAAUAUCCCUCUAACCAGACCGCCAAUGUCACUCCUCUAAAAGAUGAACUAUCCUCUAAACCAGGACCCCAAUGUUGCCCGUAAAGAUGAAAUAUCUCCCUUUACCAGACCCACUGUCACCCCUGACAGACCGAACACCCUAAAACCAGACCCCCACUGUCAACCCUAAAGAAGAAGCAACGCCCCAUCCCAUAAACCAGACACCGCCCCACGUCACCCCUGAAGAGGAGGAGAGCCCCUAAAACAGACCCACACUUGCACCCCUACCAAGAAGGAAACAUUCCCCCCCCUAACCAGACCCCAAUGUACCCCUAAAGAGGAGGACAUAACUAUAAAACCAGACCCAUUUCAUUGGUCUACCCUAAGAAGAAGAAAGACAUACCAUAAACCCCAGAACUCCCACUGUCACCCUAAAGAAUGACCCACACAUCCCUACAACCAUGACCCCAAUGUCACCACUAAAGACGGAACAUCCACCCUAAACCAGACCCUCACUGUCACACCCCAGAACACCCCCCCCUCAAAAACAUCCCAUAAGACCGAGACUCAACCCUCCACCCAGAAUAAACAACCACCCCUAAACCAAGGAACCUCAACUCCACCCCAGAUCAACAACCACCCCUAAACAGCACUCAAGCCUCCCCCACAGAAUCAGAAACGACCACCCCUAACACCAGACGUCACCAGCAUCGACCCCAGAUGAUCAACGACCACCACACAGGCUAAGAGAUGUGAAAAGAUUCGAGCACAGUGGUCGACGAAAGCUAAGACAAUCAGCAACAUCCAGAGAACAGGUGUCUGCAGUUGCAGGGAUGGGAUUCACACAGGAAGGCGCCAGGAGCAGAGAGCAACACCCCCACUAACCCCAGGAAUGGAGAAACAAGAGGAGAAGGUAUGGCCAGAAGAGCAUGAGAACGGUGUUACAGAUCCCAAAGAUGAAAACCCCAACAGUGACAGCGGAGACCCCUGUGGAGACCAAGUCCUCUGAGUGUAAAACCCGGCUGACGGUCGGGAGAUAUGCUAUUACAAAGAUCAGUCGCCAACCGUGGAAAGAACAGGAUGUAUCCAUUUGACGUAGGUUUGAAAGAGUGAAAACAGUUGAUGGGAAGAUAACAGAACAGGACGGCCAAUUUAAAAAGACGAGAGAAACGGAUUCUUUACAGCCCGCCAGUGCUGGAGAGAGCCGAACGUGACAAAACUUGAAGAAGACACCAUAGGACAAUGUGCCUGGCCAAUCGCAGAGAGCAUAGCAACCUAAAACUUGGUGACCUUCCCUUAACUCCUUUUUAGAAUCGACUCGCCCAUUUAGAGGUCGAGUAAGGUUUUCUGUAAACUGAAUGGUGAGCUUGCAUGCCUUUUAAAGCAAUAUGAGCAUCCCCCUGCGCCACCCCUUCCCCCAAACAUAACUGGACACUUAUAUGUACAGUAUCAUGUUGGUGAUCUGUCAAUUAUGAGGGAAAGUAAGAACUACUGUUGAGAGAGAUUCACUGUAAUAUUGAAUCGCAAGACAAAUCAAAGCUGCUAUUUUGCCUUGUAUCUAUUUAUGUUUGCCCAAUGGAUGAUAAUGUGCAUAGGAAUGAUUUAAGAGUGUUGGGCCUGACCUAAUGUGAUGUGAUCAUGCUUGAUAUGUCCCCGCUUGGAGGCAAUAAAUGAUAUUUGAAGAGCUAACUCUUCUGUUUCCUGCAGUUAUUCUGACGAGCAUGAUGUGCUUUUUACACUGGUAAAAUUGCAUCACCAUAUAGAAUUCUCCCCUAUGUAGAAGCUAGGGUGAAUGGUGUCCAAAACAGCAGCUAGGGCUGAGUUCAAGAAUAAAUAAGAGUAUCCCCUUCCCCCGCUCUAUGUGCACACACUUAACAUGGCCGAGACUAACGGUUGAGCCUUUUAUACUGAACAACAAAUAAAUGUCAAUCCUACUGAGUUACAGUUCAAUAGUAUGGAGUAUGAAUAAAGUAUUGAGCCAUACUCUAUGGAUUGUCACGAUGACUGGGAAAAUAUAGAUAUGAAUCGAUGUUGGUCAUGGGAUACCUUAACAAAUAAGUUCAGAUGGCAUGGAUCAGAAAACCCGUCAGUAUUCUGGCCCCCUUUGUGACCCACAUUGCCUUCAUGCAGGCGUGAAACAUCUCCUUCGUCAUCUAGAGUUGAUCAGGCUGUUGAUGGGUUUUGACUUUGUGGCGCUGACUGUUGUCCCACUCCCCCCUUCAGAUGGCCUGUGGUGAAGUUGAAGUUUUGCUGGUCCCCCAUAUCGGCGGCCGAACUGGAAAUUCCCCUCCGCGGUCGUACCACGCGAUUUCCCAGAGCCAGACCCAACAACACCGCUCAAUGGGUGACAUUUCUGUGUGUCACGCGCAUGCUCGGGGUAAUAUUAAUGUUGAGCCAGGGGUGUGGAUUUUAGCCACCUGUUUAGUUUCCUUUUUUCAUUGCGUUUUUGUUCUAGAUCAUUUAGUUCUAUCGUGGCAAGCGUGUGGUUCCCAAAGCAGACGACAGCUGUUUAGCUCGUUGUUUGACGUCGGGCGCGCCAUACUUAGGCAGCCUGGUGUGGGGGCAGUUAGGGGUGGGAUCUUGUUCCGGUAAGGUUUGUGUUGUAUAACCUCGGAGCUUCACGUAUCGUUCAUUUGUUGUUUUGGUUCGUGGGUACUAAAUAAAGAAUGUACGAUUAGUCACGCUGCGCCUUGGUGCGCGCGUUCAUCCAGUCGACGAUGACGAGAUUCCCCCGACUCAGGAGGACCAAGCAGAGGUGCCCAGGAGGAGAAGUGAGGGGGCGGGAAUGGCCAGGUGGGCAAGAGGGUGUGUCAUGGGAGGGACAUAUUCGCGGGGCAGGGAAGGCCAUGGGCAAAAGUAAAUGCCCGGGCAGGAUGUAGGAGGAGGGAGAGAGAACGGCCCUGGCCCCAACCGUGCCGACGACGGGACCACGCGGAGAGGCAACGGUUAGGCAAGAGAGAGGGAGCGGAGAGGUUUAUGGGGUGGAACCCCAGGUCCCGCUCCUCGCACCAAAGCAAGGUCGCGACGGUCCGUCCGUUCCUGAUUCCCGCACUAGGCCAGGUGGGCGGUGGUUCCCGGUUACGCCCGGACCUGUUCCUGUCCCCGCACAAGGCUGUGGUGCGCGUCGCGAAGCCCGGUCCGGCCUGUUCAUGCUCCCCGCCACCAAGGCCUGGUUGUGGUGGAGUCGCGGUGAGCGAGGCGCCGGUCCGGACUGUGCCUGGACUCCCCGCACCAAGGACCGUGGUGGGCGAGUCGCCAGGGCCCGGGUCCGGCCUGUGUCCUGCUCCCGAGCCACACCAGAACCAGGGUGCGCGGUUCGCCAGCCCGGUCGGGCUGUCCUGCUCCCCGCAGCCAAGCAGGUGGGGUGCGCGUCGCCAGCCCGGUCCGGCUGUCUUGCGCUGCGCCCGGGCGCCACCAAGCCCGUGGUGCGCGUCCCAGGCGUCCGCACCUGGUUCCUUCUCCCGCCAACCAAGCCAGUGGGUGCGCGCGCCAGCCGGUUCCCGGCCUGCUGUUCCUGGUUGCCCCGCACCAAGCGCCAGGUGGGUUGGGCGCGGUCUCCAGCCGGUCGGGCCGGUGCCUGCUCCCGCGCACAAGCCAGUGGGUGGUGAGCGUGAAGCCGGUCCGGCCGGUUACUUGCCCCCCCGCACCAGAAUCCGGAGUGUGCGGCGUCGCAGAGCACGUCGGUCCGGCCCUGUUCCUGCUACCCGGCACCAAGCCGCACAAGUGGUUGCGCGUCGCAAGGUCCGGGAUGGCCUGUUCCUGCUCCCCGCACCAAAGACAAGUUGGGGUGGCGCGUCGGUCAGCGCCGGUCCGGCCGGUUUCCUGUGUCGCCAGCACCAAGCUAGUGGUAAGCGUCGGUCAGUCCGGCCCGGUCCUGACUGUGGUACCACGGUGCUGGUCCAGCGACCGUCCAGUGCUAGCACUCCGGAGCACGAGCAAUCCGGAUCACCGGUUGUCCAAGUCCAGCUCGCAGGCCAGCAGGGCCGCAGACAAGACCAGUGGGCGAAACGGGGGGGGGGGGGGGGGGGGUAGAGAGAGAGGUGGUGGUCACGACCGGAGCCAAAUCCCACUACGAGGCGGAAUGGCCCACCGCUGGCACAUACCCGUGUGUGUUGGUGUGAGAGCUGGGUUCGCAGUCAGGCAGCCUUGGAGGGGGGGAUACUGUCACGCCAUGGGCUCUGGGGACUUUAAUUGUUGGCCAGGGUGUGAUUGUUCUAUGUUUGGUUCAUUGGUUUUGUGUUCUAGAAUCGUUCCCAAGUUUGAUGGUGUGGCAGGUGUGGUGCGCCAAUAGAGACAGCCAUGCGAGAGAGGACCCUCGUCCCCCCCUAGCCUCGCCCCCUCCGUGUCUCGCCGCCCUCUCGGCCUUGGCUCGCCGCCCUGAGCCUUUCUAUCGUGGGUUCCCCCUCCUCCCUUCUCCUUUUUCCCGACCCCCGCCCUCCCCCUGCGGCUAUCCUUGGCCCCCGGGUGUUGGGUCUCUGAUUGGGGACCAUACUUCCAGGCAGCCACCUUGUGGCCCAUGUUAGGGCCCCUGCCCUGGGAUCUGUUCAGUAAGUUUCCGGUGUCAAUAACCACCUAGGACUUGCACGUAUCUUUUGUUGGGUUUUGGGUCCUGUGUGUGGUACUAAAGACCGAAGAUUAGAUGUACGCUUAUAACGCUGCGGCACUUGUCCGCCCUUAAUCAUGUAUGAAUAUCGUGACAGUGGUUUGAGUCCAUGCAGUGACAUGGAGAAAUGGGGAAAUUUGCAGCUUCCCUGGAAUGGUGUACAGAUCCUUGCGACCAUGGGGCGGCCGUCCCGUGCAAUUGGGACGUCGCGAGUAUCACAUUCUGACGCCUGUUAAGGUGGACAGUAUCAUGGUUCUGCUGCAGUUCGUGACAUGUCAAUUAUGAGAAAGAUAAUGAAAAGCUCCUGUGAAAGAGAUGCUGUUAGAUAUUGACGUGGAAGAAUCAAAAGCUGUAUUUUGCCGGUAUCUAUGUUACUCUCUUGCCAAUGGGAUGACCGAAUGUGCCAUGGGCACUGAAACUGGAGAGGUUGAUAGUGAUGUGAUCCCAGUGUGAAUCGUGACUGGAGCAAGUAAAUGACUAUUUGAAGUACGCACUUCUGGGUUGUCCAGCGCUAUUUGAAGUGCGGUGCUAUCAAGUCGCAUUGAUGAGAUGCAUCACUCUAUAGGAAUUUCCUCCCGAGAUGUGAAAGGCAAGGUGAAUUCCAAGAAGCCACUAGCCAGGGGUGUUGCCCAGCUUCCAAAAUAAAUCUAAUUCCUCGCAUCCUAGUUCCCAUAAAAUGGCGCAUAGACUCGACAGUUGAGCCUUUUAAGAUGAACAUAAAUAUAUAUUUCGUUUUCAACAUAGCUGAGUACAGCUUCAUAUAAGGAAAGCAAUAAAGGUGGAUUGUGAUCAUAGACAUAUUCUACAAAUAUAUACCAGGUUUUUUUAACAGUGAUGACUAAAUGUUCCACGCCUUAAAUAUAGCCUUUGUGAAAGCUUCUUUUGUUUUAGGUAUGAUUAGUACUUUCUUAGGCGGGAAUGUUAUUAAACUCCCGAAACUGUGUGAAAAUGUUUGUUAGAAUCUUAAGACUUAUAGAAAACUGAUCAUAUGUGUAGCUUGAGUUCAGGCUGCUUCAGUUGAUCCGACAAAUGAGGGGCAGUCAGGAAUAUUGUGAGAAAGGCGAUAAAACUUAGGAAUGCCAGAUAGUAGACUAGUGAUAAGAACAUGUGUGUGUAUUGUAUGUGUUGUUUUGUGUGUGUAUGUGUGUUGUGUGAGUGGACCUGAUGGUCAGGAGAGCGUUUUCAGUGGCACAAAUUUCUACGACCCGGACUAAAUAGGGGUCUGGGAUCCCUUUUGAUGUAUGAGUGUGUGCGUUAUAAGAAACUAUUCUGUGUCUUCAUUGACCAUUUGUGGCAGACCUUAUGAACUUGCCAUAUUGACCAAAGAUCUCUGUACCCUACUGACAGUUGACCGCGGACUCGUCCAUUCUUGAUCCAAUAAGCAUUACAAAUUUGGGACGCAGAGCCACUGAAAUAGUUAGUUCAAUACAUGAAUUCUGUCAGACAAUCAGGCCCUAAUCUGAUGGGAUUUCACGAUGGAUGGGAAUACAGAUCUGCAUCGGUUGGUGCAUGGAUACCUUAUCAAAAAAGUUAAGGGCAUGGAUGUCAACGGUGUGAACAAAGUGUUGCCCAAUGGUGGCAGGUGGGGUGCUAUGGUAUGGGCCGGAUAAGACAGGACGGACAACAAACACAAUUGCAUUUUAUUGAUGGCAAUUUGAAUGCCACAGAAUACCGUGUGACAUCCUGAGGCCAAAUUGUCGUUGCCAUUCAUCACCUCAUGUUUCAGAGAUGGAUAAUGCACACCAUGGGCCAGAGGAUCUGACACGAAUUCAUGGAAGCGAAGUGAACAUUUCCCAGGUCUCCUGGCCUGUGCAUCCUCACCCAGACAUGGUGUCACACAUUGAGAAUGGUUGGGCUGCUCGGAGUCGACGGUACGAAAGCGUGGUCUGUUGUUUUCACAAGUUCCCACCAAUAUCACAAGUAACCUUCGACACAACCGAUUUGAAGAGGAAAGGGGGGGGUUUUUUUUGCGGAGCACAAUUCAACAUGGGCAACAAUCACAGGCGUGAUCAUCUCUAUGAGAAGGAGGAGGAGGGGAGUGUGUCACGGCUGGCAUGAGGCACAGGGUGGUCCGGCACCACAGGCCCUACUUUUCUUUUAGGGAUCUUGUGUGACCUGAACAGAGGCAUAUCUCUAUUCGCCGUCAUGUGAAAUCCAUCGAUUAGGGCAUAAGUAAUUAUGUUAAAUUGAAGCUCUAUGAACUGUUAACUCACGUAAAAGUUUGAAAUGUUGCAUGUUGCAUUUAUGAUUUGUGUCAGUGAUAACACUUGAGUGCACAAAACAUUAAGAACCCCCAGCCCCCAACGUCCCCCCAAAAAGAAAAACUCCCUAAACCAGACCCCACUGUCACCCCUAAAGAGGAGACAUCCCCAAAACCAGACCCCACUGUCACCCCUAAAGAAGAAAUAUCCUCUAAACAAGACCCCACUUUCACCCCUAAAAAGGAGACAUCCCCAAAACCAGACCCCACUGUCACCCCUAAAGAAGAAAUAUCCUCUAAACCAGACCCCACUGUCACCCCUAAAGAGGAGACAUCCCCUAAACCAGACCCCACUGUCACCCCUAAAGAAGAAACAUCCCCUAAACCUGACCCCAUUGUCACCCCUAAAGAGGAGAUCUCCCAUAAACCAGACCCCACUAUCACCCCUAAAGAACAAACAUCCCCUAAACCAGACCCCACUGUCACCCCUAAAGAACAAAUAUCCUCUAAACCAGACCCAACUGUCACCCCUAAAGAGGAAACAUCCCCUAAACCAGACCCCACUGUCACUCCUAAAGAUGAAAUAUCCUCUAAACCAGACCCCAAUGUUGCCCCUAAAGAUGAAAUAUCUUCUAUACCAGACCCCAUUGUCACCCCUGAAGAAGAAACAUCCCCGAAACUAGACCCCACUGUCACCCCUAAAGAACAAACAUCCCCUAAACCAGACCCCACUGUCACCCCUAAAGAAGGAACAUCCCCUAAACCAGACCCCACUGUCACCCCUAAAGAAGAAACAUCCCAUAAACCAGACCCCACUGUCACCCCUAAAGAAGAAACAUCCCCUAAACCAGACCCCACUGUCACCCCUAAAGAAGGAACAUCCCCUAAACCAGACCCCACUGUCACCCCUAAAGAAGAAACAUCCCAUAAACCAGACCCCACUGUCACCCCUAAAGAGGAGACAUCCCCUAAACCAGACCCCACUGUCACCCCUAAAGAAGAAACAUCCCCUAAACCAGACCCCACUGUCACCCCUAAAGAAGAAACAUCCCCUAAACCAGACCCCACUGUCACCCCUAAAGAGGAGACAUCCCCAAAACCAGACCCCAAUUUCACCCCUAAAGAAGAAACAUCCCCUAAACCAGACCCCACUGUCAACCCUAAAGAGGAGGCAUCACCUAAACCAGACCCCACUGUCACCCCUAAAGAAGAAACAUCCCCUAAACCAGAACUAUCUGUCACCCCUAAAGAGGAGACAUCCCCUAAACCAGACCCCUCUGUCUACCCUAAAGAAGAAACAUCCCCUAAACCAGAACUAUCUUUCACCCCUAAAGAGGAGACAUCCCCUAAACCAGACCGCACUGUCACCCCUAAAGAAGAAACAUCUUCUAAACCAGACCCCACUGUCACCCCUAAAGAAGAAACAUCCCCUAAACCAGACCCCACUGUCACCCUAGAAUCAACAACCACCCAUAAACCAGACUCAACCCUCACCCCAGAAUCAUCGACCACCCCUAAACCAGACUCAACCCUCACCCCAGAAUCAACGACCACCCCUAAACAAGACUCAACCCUCACCCCAGAAUCAACAACCUCCCCUAAACCAGACUCAACGCUCACCCCAGAAUCAACAACCACCCCUAAACCAGACUCAAACCUCACCCCAGAAUCAACAACCACCCCUAAACCAGACUCAUUCCUCACCCCAGAAUCAACGACCACCCCUAAACCAGACUCAACCCUCACCCCAGAAUCAACGACCACCCCUACAGAAGAGAGUGAAACGAUCAACAGCGGUGACAAAGCUAAGACAAUCACACCACCAGAGAAACAGGUGUCUGCAUUUGCAGAGAGCAUGGAUUCACACAGGGAGGUGCCAGAGAGCAAGACAACUCAGGAGAAACCAGAGGAAAGUAUGGCCAAAGAGCCUGAGAAGGUUACAGAUCCCAAAGAUGAAACCCCAAAGACAGAGAGCGUGAAGACCAAGUCCUCUGAGUUAAAACCUGAACAUGUGGCGAUAUCUAUUACAAAGACAUCUCCAGUGAAAGAACAGGAUGUAUCAGACGUAGGUUUGAAAGAGAAAACAGUUGAUGGGAAGAUAACAGAACAGGCGCAAUUUAAAAUAGACGAGAACGGCUUUACAGGAGGUGAUGGAGAGAGCAAAGAUGACACAACUUUGAAGAAGACAACAGGACAAGAUGCUGAGCCAAUCGCAGAGAUGCAAGCUAAACCUAAAACUUGGGACUUAACCUCUUUUUAGAAUGACUAGAUUUAGAGGUCAGUAGAGGUUUCUGUAAAACUGCAUGGUUAGUGCAAGCCUUUAAAGCAAUAUGAGCACUGCUCCACCUUAAGAAAUUAACUGACACUUAAUAUGUACAGUAUCAUGGUUCGUGACUGUCAAUUAUGAGGCACAGUUAAUGAACUCCUGUGAGAGAGAUGCACUGUAAUAUUGAAUGUAACAAAUCAAAAGCUGUAUUUUGCUGUAUCUAUUUACUUCUGCCCAAUGGAUGAUAAUGUGCAUAGGAAUGAUAAUGUGAAUGGUUGGUAAUGUGAUUUGAUCAUGCUUGAAUGUGCUGAGCAAUAAAUGCUAUUUGAAGAGCACUUCUGUUUCCAGCUAUUCUGACAUGCUGUGCUGUAUUUCGCCUGAUAAAAUGCAUCACAUAUAGAAUUUCUCCACUAUGUGGAAGCUGGGUGAAUUCCAACAGCACUAGGCUGAGUUCAAAAUAAAUAAAUAUCCCCUUCCCCCGCAUCCUAUUUCCCCAUAACAUGGCAGAGACUCACGGUUGAGCCUUUUAUAUUGAACAACAAUAUAAAUGCAACAUACUGAGUUACAGUUCAUAUAAGGAUAUGAAUAAAUGUAUUAGGCCCUAAUCUAUGGAUUUCACAUGACUGGGAAUAUAGAUAUGCAUCGGUUGGUCAUUGAUACCUUAACAAAUAAGUUAGUGGCAUGGAUCAGAAAACCCGUCAGUAUCUGGUGUGACCACCAUUUGCCUCAUGCAGCGUGACACAUCUCCUUCGCAUAGAGUUGAUCAGGCUGUUGAUUGUGGCCUGCUGAAUGUUGUCCCACUCCUCUUCAAUGGCUGUGUGAAGUUGCUGGACAUUGGCGGGAACUGGAACACGCGGUCGUACACGUCGAUCCAGAGCAUCCCAAACACGCUCAAUGGGUGACAUGUCUGGUGAGUAUGCAGGCCAUGGAAGAACUGGGCAAUUUUCAGCUUCCUGGAAUUGUGUACAGAUCCUUGCGACAUGGGGCCGUGCAUUAUCAUUCUGACGCUUUAUAUGUACAGUAUCAUGGUUCGUGACUGUCAAUUAUGAGGCACAGAUAAUGAACUCCUGUGAAAGAGAUGUACUGUAAUAUUGAAUGUAAAAAUCAAAAGCUGUAUUUUGCUGUAUCUAUUUACUUCUGCCCAAUGGAUGAGAAUGUGCAUAGGAAUGAUACUGUGAAUGGUUGAUAAUGUGAUUUGAUCAUGCUUGAAUGUGCUGAGCAAUAAAUGCUAUUUGAAGAGCACUUCUGUUUCCAGCUAUUCUGACAUGCUGUGCUAUAAGUCGCCUGAUGAGAUGCAUCACAUAUAGAAUUUAUCCCCUAUGUGAAAGCAAGGUGAAUUCCAAAAGCACUAGGCUGAGUUCAAAAUAAAUCUCCCUUCCUCCGCAUCCUAUUUCCCCAUAACAUUUACAUUUUAGUCAUUUAGCAGACGCUCUUAUCCAGAGCGACUUACAGUUAGUGAAUACAUCUUUUUUUUUUUUUUUUUUUUUUUUUUUUUUUUUUUUUUAACAUGGCAUAGACUCACGGUUGAGCCUUUUAUACUGAACAAAUGUAUAAACGCAACAUACUGAGUUACAGUUCAUAUAAGGAAAUCAAUAAAUGUAUUAGUGAUAUAGAAAUUAAAAUAUACACAGGUUAAAAGUAAUGACUAAAUGUUCCACCCUUAAAUAUAGUUGUGAAAUGUUCUUGUUUUAAGUAUGAUUAGUACUUUGUUAGUAGUGACUAAUUAUUACAAUCCGAAACUGUGUGAAAAGUGUUACAAUCAUAAGACUAUAAACUGAUAAUAUGUGUAGCUUAGUUAGAAGUACAAUGAGGCAGUCAGAAUAUUGUGAGAACGGCGAUAACUGAGGAAUGCAGAGAGUAGACUAUGAUAAGAACAUGUGUGUGUAUGUAUGUGUGUUUAUGUGUAUGUGUGUGUGUGUGUGUGUGACCUGAUGGUCAGGAGAGCAGUUUUCAAGUGGAAAACUACGACCCGCCUAAAUAGGGGUGGGAUUUUUGUAUGAUGUGUGCGUAUAAGAAUAUUGUAUGACCAUUUUGUGGCAGAAUUCUCAAUGAAUAAAGAUCUCUGACUAUGCAGACCGGGACUCUGUCCGUUUCUUGAUCCAAAAGCAUUACAACAUUUUGGGAGACGCACAGAGACACUGAAAUAGUUAGUUAAAUAAUUCUCAUAACAAUUAGGCCCUAAUCUGUGGAUUUCACAUGACUGGGAAUACAGAUAUGCAUCUGUUGGUCAUGGAUACCUUAUCAAAAAAGUUAAGGGCAUGGAUGUCAACGGUGUGAACAAAGUGCCCCAUGGUGGCGGUGGGGUUAUGGUAUGGGCAGGCAUAAGCUUCGGACGACAACAAACACAAUUGCAUUUUAUUGAUGGCAAUUUGAAUGCACAGAGAUACCGUGAUGACAUCCUGAGGCCCAUUGUCGUGCCAUUCAUCACCUCAUGUUUCAGCAUGAUAAUGCACGGCCCCAUGUUGCAAGGAUCUGUACACAAUUCCUGGAAGCUGAACAUUUCCAAGUUCUUCCAUGGCCUGCAUACUCACCAGACAUGUCACACAUUGAGCAUGGUUGGGAUGCUCUGGAUCGACGUGUACGAAAGCGUGUUCCUGUUCCCACCAAUAUCCAUUAACGUCGCACAACCAUUGAAGAGGAGUGGGACAAAAUUCAACAGGCAACAAUCAACAGGCUGAUCAUCUCUAUGAGAAGGAGAUGUGUCACGCUGCAUGAGGCAAAUGGUGGUCCGAUCCACGCCCCUACUUUUCUUUUAAGGUAUCUGUGACCAACAGAUGCAUAUCUCUAUUCCCAGUCCUGUGAAAUCCAUAGAUUAGGGCCUAAGUAAUUUAUUUAAAUUGACUCUAUGAACUGUAACUCAGUAAAAUGUUUGAAAUUGUUGCAUGUUGCAUUUAUAUUUUUGUUCAGUGUAUAUACACUGAGUGCACAAAACAUUAAGAACACCUUCUCUUUCCAUGACAUAGAAUGACCAGGUGAAUCCAGGUGAAAGCUAUGAUCCCCUAUUGAUGUCACCUGUUAAAUCCACUUCAAACAGUGUAAAUGAAGGGGAGGAGACAGGUUAAAGAAGGAUUUUUAAGCUUUGAGACAAUUGAGACAUGGAUUGUGUAUGUGUGCCAUUCAGAGGGUGAAUGGGCAAGACAAAACAUUUAAGUGCCUUUGAAAGGGGUAUGGUAGUUCGUAUCAGGCGCACCAGUUUGAGUUUGUCAAGAACUGCAACGCUGCUGGGUUUUUCACGCUCAACAGUUUCCCUUGUGUAUCAAGAAUGGUCCACCACCCAAAGGACAUCCAGCCAUCUUGACGCAACUGUGGGAAACAUUGGAGUCAACAUGGGCCAGCAUCCCUGUGGAACGCUUUCGACACCUUGUAUAGUCGAUACCCCGACGAAUUGAGUGCAACUCAAUAUUAGGAAGGUGUUCCUAAUGUUUUGUACAGUCAGUGCAUAUACUGAGUGACUUUCACCUGGUCUAAAAGCACUUUAUCUACACCUUUUUGGUAUAGGGGGUUAUGGCAGUUAGGGGCUACAAGUUAAAUAUUACAAUGCCCCGAAAUUAUAAACAUGUUGCCUAUGAAAUGUGUUAAAAUAUGUGAAUCACUGAGUAUCCUAUUCUAACAUACAUCUAUCAAGUGACAUGGAGUUAAUUUAGUGCUUAUUUUUGUGAUGAUACACAAUUUUACAAUAAAAAAUAUGUUUGCUGAAACAUUGCUUUGUUUUCUAUUUAAUACUCUCUCCAUAGAGGUUUUCAUGUCUGAUCAAGAGUGUAAAUAUCAUAUUCUGAUAUCAUAUUCAUAUGAUUCAUUCAAAUACAUCAUUGAUUUCUGUGAGCAACCUACCGUAUACUGCUUGUAGUGGGGUGUGAAUGAAGGCUGUAACACUGGAACACAUCCAGGCCAUUUGCUUGUUUUCUGGCUUUUCAGCCAAGCAGACCCAUGCAUUUUCCUCAUGUAGACAUUAGUAAAAAGGUGCAAGAUUACAGGGCAACUCCACCCCUUUUCAAGCUCAUUUUCACAGGUUUGGUGCUGGAGAUGAUGAAUGUGAGGUUGAAAAGUGGCUGGAAUGCCCUUUAAAAGUGCUGCUUGACUGAGAAAUGGGAGUAGUUAUGUCUAGGCUUAGGGUCAUUCUUAAUUACUAUUUUACACUUGCAUUACAGUCUCUUGUAUACAGUAAUAUACAGUUCUAUUACAAGGCAAGCAUAUUCAGCCAAACCAGAAUUUGCAGCCCCUUUCGAUAAUAUCAAGAAAAUCAUCAAAACAAGGAAAGCCCCUUGGAUAAAACAAUAGUCUGAACACCGGACAAUUUAUUGAAAACAUAUGACUUAUAAUUUUGAGGCGACAUUGUUGACUGCCGAAGUUUCAAAGUGAAAUGAUCUCCUAUGCGUAACUGCUGUCUGCGACAAAACGAUGAGGGAGAGAGAGAGAAAGAUAGAGAGAGAGACAGGGAGGACAGGUUAAGACGCGCGCGUUGGCAGACAGUCAAGCCAACAGCUGAUUCUAUACAUUUUCAGCACUAUGGACAGUUCUAUUCUGCAGCCCGAGCAGACUGAGGGGGUAUAAAAGGUAGGAGCCGCGCUGCUUAGCCUGCACACCAACACGGCUGAGUCUACUGAGACAAUAUGAGCCACAGAAUGGAGUAUCCUUCGGGUUCUCCGCAUAGGGGAGCUCAAUCUGAGUAUUCCCGCUAUCAACCCAAACUGACUGGAUCCCCCUCUGCGUCCAGGACCGUUGGCUUUGAGUCGACUACCGCAUCUAUGAACAGAGGAUAUGCGACGACGCUGAAGAACGAAUUCGGAUCCGUUCCGAGAUCAUCGGAGAGCUUUUUUGAUUUCUCAAACCAAUUUACCGGGGUGUUGACGAAAAUGAAUGAGAAAGAACUGCUCCAUGGGCUGAACGACCGUUUCGCCGGAUUCAUAGAGAAGGUGCGUCAUUUGGAGCAUCAAAAUGAAUUGCUCGAGAGGGAAAUCGAGGAAAUCAAACAGAAGGCACAGUCCCCUGCGUCUCUGGCCCAUGAGCACGAGCCGGAGCUUAUGGAUCUGAGGAAACGAGUUAAUGACAUCACCCUUCAGAAGCGUCAGAUCGAGAUAGAGCAUCAGAACCUGGAGGAAGAUUUCCUCACCUUGAGAGACAAGUACGAGCAGGAGGCGCGUGACCGCUCGGACGCAGAGAACGGCAUCCUUGUGCUGAAAAAGGACGCCAACGAUGCAUACCUCGCCAAACUUCAGUUGGACAAGAAAGCGCAGUCUCUAGUGGACGAGAUCCACUUCCUGAAGAAGAACCAUGAGGACGAGGUAUCGGAGAUGGUGGCCAAGAUCCAAGAGGCUCAGGUAACGGUCAAGGCGCACGACUUUGGCAAACCCGAAAUCACUGCGGCUCUCCGGGACAUCCGUGCACAGUUAGAAGGUCACGCUGCCUCCGACAUUCAGCAGGCGGAGGAGGGCUUCCGUGUCCAGUUCGCAAAGUUAACCAAAGCGGCAGAGAGCAACAGAGAGGCGCUGAAGGCGACCCAGCAGGAGAUCCAGGAGAAUAGAAGGUGCCUGCAGGGAAAAAAUAUUGAACUGGACUGCGGGAAAGGAACGAGAGAGGCCCUGGAAAAACAACUACAACACGACUGGAAGAGCGUCACUAUGUGGGAAAUGAUUCAUACCCAUGUAGGCUGUGGUUUAUUUUGUACCUCUAAUCAUUGUAAAUAACAUACGCUUUUUAUGAUUCAUAUUUGUAUUCAGGCCUAUGUUGUGGGUGUCGGCCACAAAUAUAGCCCCAUGUGAACUAUACCAUUAUUGGAAUAUAAUUCUCAUAUAGGCCUAUAGGGGUAGAACAUUAAUUAAAAACAAAAAAAAAAAAAACAAAAGAAAAAAAACCAAAAACAACACAAGCCGAAAACACAAACAAUAAAAAAUAGACACAAAAAACAAACAAAAAAAACACAUAAAAAGGAAAAAUAAAAAAGACACACAAAAAGAAACAAAAAAAACGAAAAAAAAAAAAAAAGAAAAAUAAACCACCCCACCCCACCCACACCCCCCCCGCCCCCCCCACCCCCCCCCCCCCCCCCCCCCCCCCCCCCCCGCCAACCACCCCCCCACAACCCUCCCCACCACCAGGUACCCCCACCCCUAAAUUUCUCCCGUGUCAUACCAACCAAAGUGGCGGUGGACACUAUUAUUUGACUCUAUGUGUGCUUUUUCUGUCCAGGACACUAUCAGGCAGCUGGAGAAAUGAGCUGACCACUGCUAAAACUAGACAUGUAUGGCUACUGCGAGAAAGUACCAGGACCUGCUUGAAUGGCAAAAUGGCUUGGAUGUGGAGCAUUCUCUCUUACAGGUAAGAGACAUCAACUCCAUCUCUCCCAUAUAUAAUAUCAUUGACUGAGGAAAAUACCAUAUAUUUUAUAGUGUGUUCCUGGAUCUUUUUCUGAGGAUAACCAAGGGGUGUGCAUUUUAUUCUAGCCCAGCACUAACACAUCUGAUUAAACUUAGAGCUGGGUUAGAGCAAAACUGUGCAAAAGUGUCAUAGUGUUAGUGAGGGAUUACUACAAAACACAGUAAAUAGUGAACAAUGAAGAAAGACCAAUCAAAUUAAACAGUAGACAUUUUAUUGAAAUAGUUUGAUUUCAUAUUUAACCUCAAAUGACCACAGACCAUAUCACAACACAGAAUGACACUUUAAUCAUACUAUGGAUAAUCAGACACAUCCACACACAUUGGUAGCGUCGCAAGCCGCCUGAUCUGGCGAGCUCACAUGGAUGUGCACAGCGGUGAUCAGUCUGGUAUUUACGAGGCUAACACAUUGGGACAUAUCCAUAUUAUAGUCAUGACGGUAAUAACAGGUAUUUCUGUCUCCCUAUAGGAAACUCCUGGAGGGUGAGGAGUCCCGUCUGUACACCAUCUCUGACACCCACAUCUCCAUGCCCUGCAUCUACAACCAGCCCCCCGUCUACACCCUGCCUUGCCUGGCCCGGCAGGGAGGUCCCACACGCAGAUCUGUGCCCCAGUACAAGUUUGUAGAGGAGAUCAUAACUGAGACCACCAGAGAGGUGGAGAUGUCCGAGAUCGAGGAGACAGGCUCCGAGGAGACAGGCUCAGAGGAGACAGGCUCCGAGGAGACGGUCGGGGGACAGGGAGAGGAGCUGAGACAGAAGCAGGGAGAAGAGCGUGACAAAGCUGAUAGGAGGAGUGGGGAAGAGGAGGAUGAAGAGAAAGAGAAAGAUGGAAGUAAAGUGGAUCUUGAAGUGGACGCCCCAGAGGAAAAGGGUGAACAGGAGGAAGAGUCUAAGAGACAGCAGAUGGAAACAUCAGCAGAGGUAGCGAUGAAUGGAGAUGGAGUUAACCCUAGCGAGGGAGAAGAUGGAGAGGAAGGAGAUGACGAAAGAGAGGAGGAAAAGGGGGAUGAGCCAGAUGAAGUAAAAAAGACAGAGGACAUUGACAGAGGUGAAAAAACACCAAGUGAAGUCAAAUCAGCUGAGGCCACCCGUAAGGGAGAGAAGGAAAAACUGGACACAACCGAGGAGCUAGACACCAAGAAAAAGGAGACAUUAGAAAAAGAUGACGCCCCAAAACAUGACGAGUCCAAACCAGAGGUUCCCAUGAACGGUGACAGCUCAACAGAACCCAAAACAGGAAGUUCAAUAAAGGGUGAACCACAGGUCCCCAUGGAGGACAUCUCCAAAGAAUCCAAAAAGGUGUCAGAGGAGAGAAAAAAAGAAAGUCAUUUAAAAGAGAAAAAAGAGAUAGAUCUGAAAGAGGAGAGUGCCUCAACAGAGCAACAGCAGGAUAGCCCAAAAGAAAGUCCCAUCAAAGAGAGAAAAGAGGUAGAUAUGACAGAGCAGAGUGCCCCAACACUGGAGCAGAAACGUGAUCAGAAGGAGCACAGAGAGUCAGACCAACCUCAAGAGGUAGAGAGUGCUGUGACAACACAAGAGGCAGAGUGCGAUGUGAGAACACAAGAAGAGGAUCUCCCUGAGACCACAGAGAAGGACAUGGAAUCCCCUGAUAUCACUGCAGAGCUGAAGAGCAGUUCAACCAAAGCGGCAGUGGAGCAGGUGAAGUCACCAGAUGAUUCUGGUGUAAAAACGACACAGGAUGACACAACAGUAGGAGGUAAAAUUCCAGACGGAAUUCCCAGCACAACAAGUGAGUGGAAGGAAGAGCAUGUGCCAAUGAUUCCUGGAAAGGAGGUGGGUCCGAAAGAGCCAAACGUGGGCAACAAGGAUGAUAGUGUAAAAAAGGUUGAGCUGAAUGAAUCGAAUGGCAGUGAAAAUUUCACAAAAGAUGUCUCAACAGCUGAGGAAAAAGUGAAAGAAUCUGAGACAUCCCCUAAACCAGACAAAACCGUCACCCCAAAAGAAGAAACAUCCCCUAAACCAGAGCCAACAUUCACCCAUAAAGAGGAGACAUCCCCUAAAGCAGACCCCACUGUCACCCCUAAAGAGGAGACAUCCCCUAAACCAGACCCCACUGUCACCCUUAAAAAGGAGACAUCCCCAAAACCAGACCCCACUGUCACCCCUAAAGAGGAGACAUCCCCUAAACCAGACCCCACUGUCACCCCUAAAGAAGAAAUAUCCUCUAAACCAGACCCAACUGUCACCCCUAAAGAGGAAAUAUCCCCAAAAACAGACCCCACUGUCACCCCUAAAGAAGAAACAUCCCCUAAACCAGACCCCACUGUCACCCCUAAAGAGGAGACAUCCCUUAAACCAGACCCCACUGUCACCCCUAAAGAAGGAACAUCCCCUAAACCAAACCCCACUGUCACUCCUAAAGAGGAGACAUCCCCUAAACCAGACCCCACUGUCACCCCGAAAAAAGAAACAUCCCCUACCCCAGAACCCACUGUCACCCCUAAAGAAGAAACAUCCCCUAAACCAGACCCCACUGUCACCUCUAAAGAGGAGACAUCCCCUAAACCAGACCCCACUGUCACCCCUAAAGAAGGAACAUCCCCUAAACCAGACCCCACUGUCACCCCUAAAGAACAAACAUCUCCUAAACCAGAACCCACUGUCACCCCUAAAGAGGAAACAUCCCCUAAACCAGACCCCACUGUCAUCCAUAAAGAACAAACAUCCCCUAAACCAGACCCCACUGUCACACCAAAAGAGGAAAUAUCCUCUAAACCGGACCCAACCACCACCCCUAAAGUAAAAACGUCCCCUAAACCAGACCCAACCAUCACCCCUAAAGAGGAAAUAUCCCCAAAACCAGACCCCACUGUCACCCCUAAAGAAGAAACUUCCCCUAAACCAGACCCCACUGUAACCCCUAAAGAGGAGACAUCCCCUAAACCAGACCCCACGGUCACCCCCUAAAGAAGGAACAUCCCCUAAACCAAACCCCACUGUCACUCCUAAAGAGGAGACAUCCCCUAAACCAGACCACACUUUCAACCAUAAACAGGAGACAUCCCCUAAACCAGACCCCACUGUCACCGCUAAAAAGGAGACAUCCCCAAAACCAGACCCCACUGUCACCCCUAAAGAGGAGACAUCCCCUAAACCAGAACCCACUGUCACCUCUAAAGAGGAGACAUCCCCUAAACCAGACCCCACUGUUACCCCUAAAGAAGGAACAUCCCCUAAACCAGACCCCACUGUCACCCCUAAAGAAGAAACAUCCCAUAAACCAGACCCCACUGUCACCCCUAAAGAGGAGACAUCCCCUAAACCAGACCCCACUGUCACCCGUAAAGAGGAGACAUCCCCUAAACCAGACCCAACUGUCACCCCUAAAGAAGAAACAUCCCCUAAACCAGAACUAUCUGUCACCCCUAAAGAGGAGACAUCCCCUAAACCAGACCCCUCUGUCUACCCUAAGGAAGAAACAUCCCCUAAACCAGAACUAUCUGUCACCCCUAAAGAGGAGACAUCCCCUAAACCAGAACCCACUGUCACCCCUAAAGAAGAAACAUCCCCUAAACCAGACCGCACUGUCACCACUAAAGAGGAAACAUCCCCUAAACGAGACUCCACUGUCACCCCUAAAGAAGAAACAUCCCCUAAACCAGACCCCACUGACACCCCUAAAGAAGAAACAUCCCCUAAACCAGACCCUACUGUCACCCCAGAAUCAACAACCACCCAUAAACCAGGCUCAACUCUCACCCCAGAAUCAACGACCACCCCUAAACCAGACUCAACCCUCACCCCAGAAUCAACGACCACCCCUAAACCAGACUCAAUCCUCACCCCAGAAUCAACGACCACCCCUACAGAAGAGAGUGAAACGAUCAGCAGUGGUGACAAAGCUAAGACAAUCACACCACCAGAGAAACAGGUGUCUGCAGUUGCAGAGAGCAUGGAUUCACACAGGGAGGCGCCAGAGAGCAACACAACUCAGGAGAAACCAGAGGAAAGUAUGGCCAAAGAGCCUGAGAAGGUUACAGAUCCCAAAGAUGAAACCCCAAAGACAGAGAGCGUGAAGACCAAGUCCUCUGAGUUAAAACCUGAACAUGUGGAGAUAUCUAUUACAAAGACAUCUCCAGUGAAAGAACAGGAUGUAUCAGACGUAGGUUUGAAAGAGAAAACAUUUGAUGGGAAGAUAACAGAACAGGCGCAAUUUAAAAUAGACGAGAACGGCUUUACAGGAGGUGAUGGAGAGAGCAAAGAUGACACAACUUUGAAGAAGACAACAGGAUAA
Messenger RNA from Coregonus sp. 'balchen', 24245 nucleotides. The record is from the annotation of a GenBank genome assembly. NCBI's taxonomy places the organism in Eukaryota, Metazoa, Chordata, Actinopteri, Salmoniformes, Salmonidae.